This is a messenger RNA of Cottoperca gobio, 1041 nucleotides long. RefSeq lists its product as uncharacterized. Lineage: Eukaryota; Metazoa; Chordata; Actinopteri; Perciformes; Bovichtidae. The record is from RefSeq and is a predicted model, not a curated record. Bases 133 to 798 code for a protein of 221 amino acids. The transcript is spliced from 5 exons.
GAGAGAGAGAGAGAGAGAGAGAGAGGAAGGGGAGAAUGACAGAAGAGUGAGGCAGAGAGACGGACAGAUGGAGGAGAAGCAUGCAGCAGCAGAGAGGAGGAGAAACAAAGCGUGUUGACUGAGGAAGUGUGCAUGCCAUGCGGGCCAUGUGCUCAGAUCCACGAGCGCAGUCCGGGAUGGUGUCUGCAAACCGGGUUUACUUCUGCAACUCCAGCUCCAAAGAAUACAGCCUCUCUUCACGAUGGACGUUACAGAUUGGCGAUGGAGGGCUCCAGUCCUGCUGAUUCUGCACAGAUUAUUCCAGAUAAACAACCGUGUGUUCCCAAAGCCACUCCAAGAAGAGAUGGACUCAGCUGCGUGCAGACAAGUGCGGCGUCCCACCACUCAGCGGCGCCCCGCCACUCAGCGGCCGGCCUCGGUUCACGUGUCUGUGGCUGCUGUCAGUUGCUCAGUAGGCAGUGUAGAUCCUGUGUAGCAAUCAGCAGCUACAUCUGGCUACUGGGUCUCCGACGGCUCUGCCUACUUCCCGGUCGAGCGUGCCCGUUCCACUCCCAUUGGCUGGUGGCACAUUCCGAUCCUCUGAUUGGCUGCGGUGUCGGGUGGGGGGCUCCAUCCUGUGACCCCACAGACAGGAUGUUCUCUGUGUCACAACUCCACAAGGGGCCCUUGUCAAGGCUUUUUGUGUGUUUUUUUCUCUCCUUCCUCUUCCGCCAUUCUUUUUCAUUCUCCCCGUCUCUCCUCUCUCGUGCGCUCUCCCUCAAGCUCCUCUUUGUAAAAUGUCCUCGUAAACUCUAUUAAAGUUAAACUUUCAAGGUAGGAUUUUGCCAAAGGAAAAGCAUGAAUUGAUGCAUGUUUGAAAAGCCUUUGAGGUGAAGAAAUGAACCUUUGCUUUGUCCUGAACCUGGCAUACAAUGUAGAUUUCUGUGUGCUUUAAUUCUACAGCUACAUUGUCUGCUGGGUUUCUGGCUAGCAAUAUAAGCGGCAGUUGUAUAACCGUCCGGUGCUCGGAGGUAAGUAUUCAUCUGUUCUGUCAAUGCCUGA